Calidris pugnax (ruff) is the source of this 1845-nucleotide messenger RNA. It is a transcript of the gene COG8, whose product is annotated as component of oligomeric golgi complex 8. The transcript is spliced from 5 exons. Gene Ontology annotation, cellular component: COG complex. The record is from RefSeq and is a predicted model, not a curated record. Lineage: Eukaryota; Metazoa; Chordata; Aves; Charadriiformes; Scolopacidae. Gene Ontology annotation, biological process: intra-Golgi vesicle-mediated transport. Bases 46 to 1476 code for a protein of 476 amino acids.
CUGCUGGACCGCCUGCCCGCCCUCCAGGACGCCUGCCGGAACUUCAUGCGGGAUGCUGAGGAGAUCGCCUGCAGCCGGCGCAUGAACAGCCUGACGCUGAACCGGCACACGGAGAUCCUGGAGAUCCUCGAGAUCCCCCAGCUCAUGGACACCUGCGUCCGCAACGGCUACUACGAGGAGGCGCUGGAGCUCGCUGCCUACGUGCGCCGGCUGGAGAGGAAGCACAGCAGCAUCCCCGUGAUCCAGGGCAUCGUGGACGAGGUGCGCCAGUCCACCCAGCUGAUGCUGAACCAGCUCAUCCAGCAGCUCCGCACCAACAUCCAGCUGCCAGCCUGCCUGCGGGUCAUUGGCUACCUGCGGCGCAUGGAUGUCUUCACAGAGGCUGAGCUGCGCAUCAAGUUCCUGCAGGCGCGGGAUGCCUGGCUGCGCUCCAUCCAGGCCUCCAUCCCCGAUGAUGACCCCUACUUCCACAUCACCAAGACCAUCGAGGCCUGCCGCGUCCACCUCUUCGACAUCAUCACUCAGUAUCGCGCCAUCUUCUCUGACGAGGAGCCGCUCCUGCCCCCCGAGGGGCAGGCCCUCAACGAGGGGGCCAUCUUCCAUGGCUGGGUGCUGCAGAAGGUCUCCGAGUUCCUGCGGACGCUGGAGCGCGAUCUCCAGCGCGGGGUGGGCGGCCGCCUGGACUCGCUGCUGGGGCAGUGCAUGUACUUCGGCCUCUCCUUCAGCAGGGUGGGGGCCGAUUUUCGUGGGCAGCUGGCCCCCCUCUUCCAGCGCGUGGCUGCCGCUGCUUUCAGGAAGGCGGUGGAGGAGACGGUGGACAAGUUUCGGGAGGAGAUGAAUUCCUACACGCUCAUUUCUGCCCCGGCCGUCCUGGGGGGCAGCGCUGGGGUGCCAGUGCCCACAGCCCAGCCAGGGACGCUGCAGCCACCCAUGGUGCUGCUGGACUUCCCACCCCUCGCCUGCUUCCUCAACGGCCUCCUGGUCGCCUUCAAUGACCUGCGGCUCUGCUGCCCCAUCGCCCUGGCCCAGGAUGUCACCACGUGCCUGGAGGACGCUCUUGGCGAGGUGACCAAAACCAUCCUGGCCUUUCACCGUGCAGAGGAGGCGGCUUUCAGCGGGCGGGAGCAGGAGCUCUUUGCCCAGUUCUGCACAGCCUUCCUGGAGGACCUGCUGCCCUACCUCAACCGCUGCCUCCAGGUCCUCUUCCCCCCGGCACAGAUCGUGCAGGCCCUGGGUGUCCCCCCCACCCAGCUGCAGCGCUUUGGCCACCUGGGCUGCAUCGACGUGGGUGCCCUCAGGGAGCCGCUGGCCUUCCUCCUGCCAGCGCCGGGUGAGGAGGAGGAGCCGGCCCGGGAGAGCACCCCACGCCCCGAGGGGGAAGAGGAGGCCGUGCCUGGAGAGAACGGGACAGCGGGACAGCAGGAGAGCCCCCCGGGGGGGGAUCCGCUGCCGGACAUCCCAGCGGCCACGGGGUAGAGGGGCUGCGGGGUGGCCGGGCUGUGUCACCCCUGUCCCCCUGGGAGUGAAGCGGUCCCUGCCUGCCUUCCCCCUGCCCGAAGGCCCUCCCGCCUGCACCGGGCAGCCCCUUCCCCCGCCUCCCGCCUGCACCGGGCAGCCCCUUCCCCUGCCUCCCGCCUGCACCGGCCGCUGCGCCUCCUCCCAGCCGCCAGGGGUCGCUCUGGCGUCCCGGAAUGUCCCCCGGCGGCCACCGUAGCUUCGCGGCCUCCAUGGCGGCGGCGGCGCUGGCGGCGGGGCGGCGGCUGGCGGUGGGACGGGCCCGGCCGGACCCCCCGUCCCGCCGGUGCGGGGACUCCUCGGGCUGGGGCGAGCGGGAGCGCUCCCACU